This is a messenger RNA of Camponotus floridanus (Florida carpenter ant), 924 nucleotides long. RefSeq lists its product as uncharacterized. Gene Ontology annotation, biological process: DNA repair; telomere maintenance. Bases 1 to 924 code for a protein of 307 amino acids. Gene Ontology annotation, molecular function: DNA helicase activity. The transcript has a single exon. The record is from RefSeq and is a predicted model, not a curated record. NCBI's taxonomy places the organism in Eukaryota, Metazoa, Arthropoda, Insecta, Hymenoptera, Formicidae.
AUGGCUGAAGAUAUUUUGCAUCGAGUACGUUCAAUAACGGCAAAUCCAGAACUUGAAAUUUGCUCAGAGAUAUACAAUGAGGUUUUGAUAUGUUUGGAGGAUUUGUGCGUGAUGAUGUCCGGCAAGAUGUUGAACGAAUUAGGUAUGCCUGCGCCUAAUCGUCCCAUGCACGAUGCAUUCAACCGUGAAUUCGAACGAGAACGGCAAUACGAUACAAAUGCUUUGAGUCAAUCCGUACAAAAUAAGGUGCCACUUUUAAAUCAGCAGCAAAAAACAGCUUACGAUACGAUAAUUAAAGCUGUAAAUGACGGCAAUGGAGGAAUAUUUUUCAUCGAUGCACCCGGCGGAACUGGUAAAACAUUUUUAAUUUCAUUAAUUUUAGAUACGAUUCGAGCACAAGGUCAAAUAGCGCUGGCAGUAGCAUCAUCUGGGAUCGCUGCUACAUUGUUAGAAGGCGGACGUACCGCUCAUUCUGCGCUCAAACUGCCAUUGAAUUUGCAAACUAUAGAGGAACCGACAUGUAAUAUAACCAAAACAUCAGCAAUGGCGAAAGUGCUACAAAAUUGUAAAAUAAUAAUUUGGGAUGAGUGUACGAUGGCGCACAAACGAGCAUUGGAGGCACUAGAUCGAACAUUAAGAGAUUUGCGCAGCAAUCAGAUCCUUUUCGGAGGCGCGAUGAUUCUACUGGCUGGAGAUUUUCGCCAAACGCUGCCAGUCAUUCCUAGAUCAACAGCUGCUGAUGAAAUAAAUGCAUGCUUAAAGGCAUCAAUUUUAUGGAGAUAUGUGAAAAAUCUCAAGUUAACAACGAACAUGCGAGUGGCGUUGCAAAAUGACAUAUCAGCAGAAGUUUUCUCAAAGGGAUUAUUAGACAUUGGCAAUGGGAGAAUGUUGACUCUUCUACUCUCGUCUCAUUUCGAAUGUUGA